ACCCAGACGUCGACGGGUCUGGUACAAAAAGGCUCGGCAAAGCUUCGGCGUGCCAGAACGGUCUCACCACUGCCACUACCACGACCACUCUGCAAUCUCCGAUUCUGGCCUACGAGUCAGGCAGACUAGAAGAGCCGACCGGUGUAGGCGGCCAAACACUGGCUUCCGGGGCCUGGCCCUUUCGACUCACUUCGCCUGCACCGCAUUCGGCGUUAACAAAGCCGAAAUCGGCGGCCGAGCCUGGAUCAAGACCCGAAAAAACUGGGGUUAGAGGCGCCAGAGACUGUGUGCCCUCGGCGUCGCAGAAUUUUCCAGCGCCGGUUAAGCACAACGAUGAGACUGGUGGCAGAGAAAACAGCCACCGUAGGGCAAACACUGCAAUUGGAGGCCCCAGUCUGGCCUCAGGCAUAACAAAGAAGUUUGUCUUUGUAAAAUACGGUGAUGGCGAUAAUGAAGGUAAGUGCUCAGAGCUGACCGUGGGCAGUCGUCUUCGAGGGGUUCAAUGGACUACGGCUGACUAUGCCAAGCUGCAACGUGUUCAGGUCACCAUUCAACAAAUAGAUCAGGACAUUUCUAUGAUGGACGAGCUGUGCUCCCGAUUUGGGCUGUCUGAGUCUAUUCACUCGUCAGAUUCUAGGCUGUCCGAGUCUGUCCCCUCGCCAGAUUUUAGGCUGUCCCAGCAUCUCGAGACUGACGAGCCACAGGAGCCGGAUUGCGAGGCGAAGUCGCCCGUGACCAACAGACGGAGUCAGGUCAUCUCUCCGCCCAGGUUAGAGGCAACCACGUACACCGGAGAGACGUGUGCCCUGCAUGAGGUUGUGGUACAGAGCUCCUGCACCACGUCUCGCCCACUCCCCAGUCGGCCUCAGCACCACAUCACCACCGGCAGGACUCACCUGGCCCCGAGCGCAAGUGAGGUCACAACGAGCGUACCCCCUGUUGACGCCGGAGGCAAGACGACCGGAAACCGUGCGAACGUCAUCCCGGGCCAGGUCGCCUGCCAGUUGGCGGGCCCCUACCGACUCGGCCUUUCACCCGCCGACAUCUCAGCUCCGCGCCUCCAGACAACCACGUACUCAGAGGCGGUGACAGACCUGUCAACGGCGCGACGAGCACUCCGACCUGUCAAGCCCCCGGGCGCGAUAGCACCUACAGACGCCGAGAGCAAAUGCCUUCUGGGGCCUGUUGAUUUGAAGGAAGACUGUGCUGUGGAGAAGGCGAAUACAGCAACAAGCGACACGAUCCCACCGAUUGCCUCGCAAGCUAGAGACGAUCACGAAGCUUUAGCGACCCCAAUAAGC
Messenger RNA from Protopolystoma xenopodis, 1301 nucleotides. The record is from the annotation of a GenBank genome assembly. Lineage: Eukaryota; Metazoa; Platyhelminthes; Monogenea; Polystomatidea; Polystomatidae.